Nicotiana attenuata is the source of this 1062-nucleotide messenger RNA. RefSeq lists its product as uncharacterized. The record is from RefSeq and is a predicted model, not a curated record. The coding region runs from base 138 to 608 and encodes 156 amino acids. NCBI's taxonomy places the organism in Eukaryota, Viridiplantae, Streptophyta, Magnoliopsida, Solanales, Solanaceae. The transcript is spliced from 5 exons.
UCCAGAAACAGUAUCCCUGCUUCGUCUACCAGACAGUCCUCUCGUUUUUUCUUUUGCAGUUUGGUGAGGAAUUUGACAGCUGGCCAUCCUAAUACGCCGAAGGAGACAAGCGACUUCUCCCAUUGAUUUGGGGUUCAAUGGAAAAUUUUGAUCAUCGAUUUCAACGAACUGAUCAGUGGAUGCCUGUUUAUUCCUGGUUAGAGUCUCUAGACACGGAUGAGGUGAUUAAAUCAAAGGAAAUUAUAGACUGGCUUACUGCAAAUCCUGAUGUGAGAGAACAAUUAAAUUCAAGGCAUUCACGUUACCAUUUGAUGCAUUACAUUAAAAAAUGCCACAUGAAAAUUCUAAAGAGGAAGGAGAAGAAGAAGGGACCAGAAUUCACCAACAACAUGUCUUUGUCAGAAGCUCAGGAAAGUGAAAAAGUGAAGAAAUUUGCUCCUCCACAAAUAGCAGACAACAAUUUGAGCACCCUGCCAAAGGACAGUGAACUCUACAAAGCAAAGCAAACAGAAGCUCGGCAAAAAUAUGAGAUUCUAGUAGAGUUGGAGAAACAACUUUUGAUGCACUUGCCAAAGCCUGAAAACAUAGGCAGCUUAAGAGAAAACUGAUCAUUGCAUGGCCAACAUGCAUGGAUUUCAAGUUGUUUUACACAUUGAGAUUGUGAAAAGAUCAGGCCUGAUCCAACUCGGUAGACCAAGUAACGACUAUAGUUACUUUGACAGGAGGUGCAGCUUAGUUUGCAAAUCCAGUUUUGCUGAUCCUGAAGCUUGUAUCAUCACUUCUGCAAAUCCCCAUAUUGGCAUAUAGAAAUUACUAGUAUUAGAAACUAAAUCCUUUGUAAUUGGCUUCUGCUCCCUAUCCCACACUUCCCCUUUCUUUCACUCUCAGUGUCCUUAGACCUUUUUGUGAAAUAUCCUUGAUUUUAUGGUAAUGUAAAGAAGUAUGGAAUCUGAAGUCGGCAAUUAGUUCAUCUGCCAAUUCUCAUUUGUAUAAAGUAAGUCUUGCUUGUUUUUAAUGCCUCACAAAUAGUGGAAUGAAAGGCCUCCAUCAUUUGCUUGUUUA